This is a messenger RNA of Falco peregrinus (peregrine falcon), 1348 nucleotides long. It is a transcript of the gene GAR1, whose product is annotated as GAR1 ribonucleoprotein. Gene Ontology annotation, biological process: snoRNA guided rRNA pseudouridine synthesis; ribosome biogenesis. Gene Ontology annotation, molecular function: box H/ACA snoRNA binding. The transcript has 7 exons. The coding region runs from base 155 to 832 and encodes 225 amino acids. NCBI's taxonomy places the organism in Eukaryota, Metazoa, Chordata, Aves, Falconiformes, Falconidae. The record is from RefSeq and is a predicted model, not a curated record. Gene Ontology annotation, cellular component: box H/ACA snoRNP complex.
ACUCUGGACUCCUUUUGCGACGGUGCCGGGCGGAGGUGCCGCCUCAUUUACGGCAGGCGGCCCGCUUUCCGGCGGCGCGGGCGGUUUCCCGGCGCGGUGCGCGCUGCAGACGCGGGCGGCGGGGACGGCGUGCACGUGGAGGAAGUAGCAGAGAAUGUCUUUUCGUGGAAGAGGAGGUGGAGGGGGAGGACGAGGAGGAGGAGGAGGAAGAGGUGGCUUCAAUCGUGGAGGAGGUGGUGGUGACAGAGGUGGCUUUAAUCGCGGUGGACGAGGUGGCUUUGGACGGGGAGGCGGACGAGGAGGCUUCAACAGAGGCGGAUAUGACCAGGGGCCUCCAGAAAGGGUAGUCUUAUUGGGAGAGUUCAUGCAUCCAUGUGAAGAUGACAUUGUUUGUAAAUGUAAAACAGAAGAAAACAAGGUGCCUUAUUUCAAUGCCCCAGUGUACUUGGAUAAUAAGGAACAGAUUGGCAAAGUGGAUGAAAUCUUCGGACAGCUGAGAGAUUUUUAUUUUUCAGUGAAACUGUGUGAGAACAUGAAAGCCUCGUCAUUUAAAAAAAUGCAAAAGUUUUACAUUGAUCCAGCAAAGCUGCUUCCCCUUCAGAGAUUUUUGCCAAGGCCACCUGGAGAAAAAGGUGCUCCUAGAGGAGGUGGUAGAGGAGGGCGUGGCGGUGGACGUGGAGGAGGAAGAGGUGGUGGUAGAGGAGGAUUUGGAGGAGGAAGAGGUGGAGGAAGAGGUGGAGGAGGAGGAGGUUUCAGAGGAGGAAGAGGUGGAGGAGGAGGUUUCAGAGGAGGAAGAGGUGGAGGAGGUGGCUUUCGUGGAAGAGGACAUUAAAAAUGGAGCCACGAGUAUCUGCCCACUGUCUUACCAUAUCAUCUGCAGAAGUGAAGAACAAGGAAAAAUAUCUGUCAAGGACCAUGAAAAAGUUCUUUUUGUAAAACGAACUUGAAGCUGUAAAAUAGCAAUUAUUUUUACACUUAAUGACUGUUGAUCAACGCAUGAGGAGAGCAUAGCCCCAGGUGAAGAACUGAAGAUGCUCAGAAUAUACUUGAACUUUAACUAACCAGGAUUCAGUGGUUUUCUUAAACUGUUCCUGACAAGUGACGUAGUCAAUACUUGACUUCAUGUUGGAGUUUGGAGUAACCAAUCGAUUGAAAUGUUUUUCAAAAAAACCCUACGGGUUCACUACCUGCACAUUCGUUGUUAUGAAUCUGUUACCUAUGUGUGACUGAAUCCUCGUUGUCAUCCUCUUUUUAUAUUGAAUAAUCUUCUGGAUUGCUUUAAAGCAGACGUGCUGUUUAAACAACCUUUGUGAACCUUUUUUUAACAAACUAAACUCCCAAAAUUUUA